This is a messenger RNA of Paramecium tetraurelia, 458 nucleotides long. RefSeq lists its product as uncharacterized. NCBI's taxonomy places the organism in Eukaryota, Ciliophora, Oligohymenophorea, Peniculida, Parameciidae. The transcript has 2 exons. The record is from RefSeq and is a predicted model, not a curated record.
AUGUUUGGUUAGAAUGUUGAUACUUAAGACCUAAAGAUUCUUAAAUGUGUGCAUGAUUACAAAAUAAUGAGCAAGAAAUUAAAGAUUCGUGCCUUUGCCUAGUUUCAUUAAUGUUAAUAUAACUGCGUAAAAGACAUAAAUUCCAAAACAGUGGAGACUUGUUUCAAGCAAUGUGAAUUAGAAUUGGAUAAUUACUUUGAGGAGAAGUAGAAGAGAAAAAUAGGGAAUAAAGUGUUUUAUGCAUUACCUAUUUAUAACAAUUCUGAUCCAUCAAAGCAAUAUCUUAUUCCGUAAGAUUAGUAAGGAGAAUAUCAAAAAAAGACUAUACAAUUUGAAAUCGAAUCUCAACGUAAAUUAAAUGAAUUGAAAAACAUUCUAGAUGAACGUGGCAAGAUUUAUAAGUUGUGAUUUAUAUAUACACAUAUAUCUAUAUAAUGUAAAUAAAAUUAAUUUUUUAA